Messenger RNA from Musca domestica (house fly), 948 nucleotides. Its product is annotated as POU domain, class 6, transcription factor 2-like. NCBI's taxonomy places the organism in Eukaryota, Metazoa, Arthropoda, Insecta, Diptera, Muscidae. Gene Ontology annotation, biological process: regulation of transcription by RNA polymerase II. Gene Ontology annotation, molecular function: RNA polymerase II cis-regulatory region sequence-specific DNA binding; DNA-binding transcription factor activity, RNA polymerase II-specific. The transcript is spliced from 5 exons. Bases 25 to 612 code for a protein of 195 amino acids. The record is from RefSeq and is a predicted model, not a curated record.
ACCAUCAAUCAGGCCACCACUAAUAUGGUUGAUGGCAUAGAUCUAGAUGAAAUUAAAGAAUUUGCCAAAGCAUUUAAGUUAAGACGUUUAUCAUUGGGCCUAACCCAGACCCAGGUGGGUCAAGCCCUAUCUGUUACCGAGGGCCCAGCAUACAGUCAAAGUGCCAUAUGCAGUGCAUUAGCCGCACAAAUGUACGCUGCUCAACUCUCGUCUCAACAGCAAAACAUGUAUGUUGAAAACGGAAAAAAUAAGUUCGAAAAGCUGGAUAUAACACCAAAGAGCGCUCAGAAAAUCAAACCCGUUCUCGAGCGUUGGAUGAAAGAGGCCGAAGAGAGCAGUCACUGGAAUCGUUUCAAGUCGGGCCAAAACCAUCUAACCGAUUACAUUGGCGUUGAACCAUCGAAGAAACGCAAACGACGUACCUCGUUUACACCGCAAGCCUUGGAGCUUUUGAAUGCUCAUUUUGAGCGCAAUACCCAUCCAUCGGGAACCGAAAUUACCGGCCUGGCCCAUCAAUUAGGCUAUGAACGUGAAGUUAUACGCAUUUGGUUCUGUAAUAAACGUCAAGCUCUCAAGAACACCGUGCGCAUGAUGUCCAAAGGUAUGGUGUAAGGCCUCAUCGUCAGACCAUAUACACCAUUAGCUAACUGGGAGAGUGAAGAAAAAGAAAGAGAGAGCAUUCAUUGGGCCUUGGACUUUCACCGACAGCCAGCCAUCUGAAGAAAAACAAAAUUACAAGGGAAACAUAGCUAUUCCAAUCAUCUAAAUUUUGUAUAAAAAAUAUUAAAAUAAGGAUUCGUCACAUGUACUCUUCAAGUUUUUAAAGAAAGGGAAGAGAGAGAGCUUUGAGUUGAUAAAGAGCUUUUGGUCGGUGGAUAUGCAAAUUAAUGUUUUAAAUUGUUAAGUUUCGGAGAGCGUUCCAUUAUCUCAUAUAUCAAAGAAAGUAUU